Molecule: messenger RNA, 312 nt
Organism: Laetiporus sulphureus 93-53
Lineage: Eukaryota; Fungi; Basidiomycota; Agaricomycetes; Polyporales; Laetiporaceae
Exons: 1
Coding region: 1-312 (103 amino acids)
Source: RefSeq, a predicted model, not a curated record
AUGACGCCGGCCUACGCAUUCACAGACUACCGGUCUCAAGGACAGACAAUCAUGUACAUUGUCGUGGACAUCACAACGCCGCCUGGAGGAAGCAUGUUCCUGUUCAACCUUUACGUCGCUCUCUCUCGCAGUUCAGGUCAUCAAACAAUACGGAUCCUUCGGGAUUUCGAUGAAACGACAUUCUUUCAACCUAUUAAUGAGAUGCUAACAAAAGAGAAUCAAUGCUUGCAAGAGCAGAAUACAAGAACCAAAACAUGGUGGGAACAGAUAAAAAAUGGAGUUGCUCAGACACCGCAAUGCCUGUCAUCAUAA